UUGAUUAUGCUGCUUUUAUGUAAGGUUUCCGUCAACUGCCAUCUUUUAAUUUGUUCGUCCUGAACAUUGUUUCGUUAAUGUUUUAAUUGGUUUCCGCUUGUGGUGGUCGGAGACUCCUGAAUGUUCGAAAAGGCGCAUUUCUGCUGCUGAGAGUCCGCCUUUCUCCAUCAAAAUCUUCCCCAACUCCAUCCAGAGGGUCCACGUUGCGCGGCGUGAGGCUGAGGGAGAGCUGAAAGCAGAGGGUAUCUCAUCCCCCUCGCACUGACAGGUCAGAUGACAAUUAUUGAUGCAAACAAACGCAAGCAGAUGCCGCCUUUGCUGCGGGCGGCCGGGAUCAUGCUCCGGCCGGGCCGUGAGGAGACAUCUAGGAAACAGCGUCCCACAGUGUUGUCCCGGCCAGUAACCAGAUGCUGCUCGACCUGCUGAUUUAGGCCAUUCAGCCCAUCGAGUCUGCACUGCCAUUCAAUCAUGGCUGAUAGAAUUUCCUUCCUAACCCCACUUUCUUGCCUUCUCCCUACAAUAUUUGACACCCUGAUUAAUCAAUAACCCAUCAACCUCCACUUUAAAUAUAGCCAAUAUUUUGGCCUGCACAGCUGUCUGUGACAAUGAAUUCCAUAGAUUCUGGCUAAAGGAAUUCCUCCUCAAUUCUAAAGGGAUGUCCUUGUAUUCUGAGGCUGUGCCUCCAGUCUUAAACUUUCUUACUACUGGAAACAUCCUCUUCACAUCCACUCUAUCUAGGCCUUUCUAUAAUUGAUAGGCUUCAAUGAGAUCCACCUCUCCCACUCCUCAUUCUUCUAAACUCUAGUGAGGAGGCCAAGGAACAUCGAACACUCCUCAUAUGUGAAUCCUUUAAUACUCUUUAUCAUCCUCGUGAUCCUCUCCAAUAUCAGCACAUGGUUCAAUGUAAGAAAUUGUUGUUCCCAGCCCCACUGACCCCGCAGGAAGUACAGAUGCAUGCAAGCAUACAGUACACAUAUAGAGCUCCUUCGCAUCAAUGUGACUGUCAGCAGAAUGACAUUGUGUUCCACAUGUACUAACCUGACCACAGUUGCUGCACAAAGAUAGCAGCCCCUAACCUCACUCCCAUAUGCUACCUGCUCUGUGAACACACUGUAAAAAGUUGUCAUUUAAAAAAUUUCAGCUGAUGGGGAUGAUGUGAGUGGAAUGGACGAUGACUGCAAAAAAUGGGCACAAGUUUUAUGGAACUACCUUAAAUUGGACCAACCUCUUGUGAAGAGUGAUGUAAUUAUAGGUUUGGGCUGCCACGAUAUUCGCGUGGCUGAAAGAGCAGCAAAACUUUAUCUGCAAGAUUGGGCUCCACUGAUACUAUUCACAGGUUAUCUGGGAAACCAUACAGUAGGAGUAUGGCACCAGCCGGAGGCUGACAUUUUUAGCGAAACCGCAGUUAAAUUGGGAGUUCCCAUUGACCGGAUUCUACUGGAAAGGAAGGCCACCAAUACAGGCGAGAAUAUACGAUUCGCAUAUCAAACUCUGAAGGAAAAGGAUAUCCCGGUAAAGAGAAUUAUCCUCGUCCAACAACCAUUUAUGGAACGCCGUGUCUAUGCAACCUACCUUCAACAGUGGCCAGAAGACAAAGAGAAUGUGCAAGCCAUUGUCACAUCUCCAACCAUGGAACUUGAUGAAUACCCAAACAAGCAUGUGGGUAAUAUGGACAACUUAAUUGAGUACAUGUUGGCUGUUUUUGAACGCAUUCGAGAUUACCCAAAGCGGGGUUUUCAGGUGGAGCAGGAAAUUUUUCCAGAGGUUCGUGAAGCACAGCGGAAUCUCUUACAAGCUGGUUACCGACCAAAAUAAAAUACAUCAUGAUGAAACAUUGUAUCAUUUAAACUUUUAAAUCAAAAGGACAUUAUAAACUUCCUCCAGUAGAUUUUCGUUAAAAUUAAUUUUUUUAUUGAAAUCGUACUUUUCCGGACUGAGUAAAGCUCCCAGAACUAUUUAACGAAAUUUGUCAAGUUUUCUUUCUGAGUUUGACAUCAUACAAGUGGAUUUGCAAAAGCUGUGUAUUUAAAGAAAUUGUAAAUAUAAAGAUUGUAUUUGGUGAAACUGCAGAGAGGAGUAAUAACUAAAGCAAUAUGCUGUUAAUAGUCCUGAAGAAGGGUCUCAGCUUGAAACAUUGACUAUUUAUUCAUUGUCAUAGAUGCUGCCUUAUCUGUUGAGUUUCUCCAGCAUUUUUUGUCUUGCAGAAUUUAUUGCGUUUACUGUAACUUAUAUUUUGCAAGAGCACCGCUGUCUGUAAGGAGUUUGUAUGUUCUGACCGUAACUGCAAGGGGUUCCUCCCACAUCCCAAAGAUGUACUGGUUUGGAUUAGUAGGUUAACAGGUCAGGUGGGUUGAUCUGGCUGGUAUGAGCUCAUUGGGCUGGAAGGGUUUAUCACAUACUGUAUCUCUAAACAAAUUAAACAAAACCCAGUCGAUUUAGGAAGUACAGAAUACAAAGACAUCCUGUUCAUCUCAUAACACUAAGGAAUCCACUAUUCACCAAUACAAUUGCUUGACAUUUCAAACUGAAAUGCUGUCCAGUUCAUUUGAUACCACAAGUAAUAAUUAAGUACUCUUUGGAGUCUUAGAAAAAUACAGAAACAGGCUCUUUGGCCCAUCAAGUCCAUGCUGAACCAUUUAAACUGCCUACUCCCAUCAACCUGCACUGGGACCUUAGCCUUCCAUUGCCCUAUCAUCCAUGUACCUGUCCAAACUUUCCUUAAAUGUUGAAAUUGAGCUUGCGUGCACCACUUGCACUGGCAGCUUGUUCCAGUCUCAGGACCCUCUGAGUGAAGAAGUUUCCCCUCAUGUUCCCCUGAAAUUUUUUACCUUUCACCCUUAACCCCUGACCCCUGGUUGAAGUCCCACCUGACCUCAGUGGAAGAAGUCUGCUUGCACUUACCCUCUCUAUAUCCCUCAUAAUUUUGAAUACCUCCAUCAAAUCCCCUCAAUCUUCUACGUUCUAAUGAAUAAAAUCCUUUGUAAUACUCAAAUGAACAAAUCAAAGCUCACACAAUUAAAUAA
This is a messenger RNA of Hypanus sabinus (Atlantic stingray), 3023 nucleotides long. RefSeq lists its product as uncharacterized. Gene Ontology annotation, cellular component: plasma membrane. The coding region runs from base 1165 to 1815 and encodes 216 amino acids. The transcript has 6 exons. NCBI's taxonomy places the organism in Eukaryota, Metazoa, Chordata, Chondrichthyes, Myliobatiformes, Dasyatidae. The record is from RefSeq and is a predicted model, not a curated record.